AUGAAUACUGUGUAUGUCCACUUCACUGAGCAGCAGGAGGCCUUGGACUCUGUGCCCAGCCUCAUCGGUCAUGGGAUCAACAGAGACAACAUGGAUGCUGCCCUCCAGGCCCUCUCUCUGGGCAUAGAAGAGUACAAGCCUCCACUCGGUUGCCUGGAGCGGUUCUUCAAUGAUGGCAAGGCUCCUGAUCCCGGCCAUCUCCCAAACCAUCUGAGUGUCCUUCCAGACUGGACCCUGCUGCCGUUGAUGAAGGGGACACUUCCCUCCUACAUGAUAUACAUUAAGCUGCUGAGGCCAGUGAUACAGGCUAUCCAAGUGGAAGAUCUCAGCUUCCCCAGUGGGAGCACCACCUCUCGGCCCAUACGGCAGGUAUUCUACGGGCUGCUGCUGGGUGAGAGCAGGGAAGUGGAGGAGUAUGACAGGGAAGGCAAGAACCUGACCAGCAGCAAGGUUGAAGCCGUCCUGCCCAGUGCUGCACGACAGCUGCAGCUAGACACACUGGAUAAGGCUCCACAUUCAGUGCGGCUUGAGGUGUUUUUGGAGACCCUUGAUGUGUCCCAGUCCACUUUGAAUGGUCUCCCACCUCAUCUGGGACUUCCUGUGGCUGUUACCUACUACUGGCUGAGGCACGCCCAUCCCCGACCAGACCAUCCUUUCCUGCAGGCCCUGCUACUAGGACUGGUGUACGGAGAGCUCUGCAGACAGAGGAAGAGCCAUAGAGAGGAGGGACCAGUGUUUGAGAGGUUGAGAGGGCUGAUUCAGAGAGGUGCUAGGAGUCCAGACCUGGGUGUGGCCCACGCCUUUAGCCAAUGGCAGUGCUGCGUGAGGGAUGGCCUUGACCUGAACCAACUGCUGUGCUUCCCUCUACCUGAGCCUCAGUGUGCCUGGCUGUACAAGGGAACUCUGGUGCACCAGCUUGUGGCCAAACUGAGAGGGGGGGUGACCCCGGAUUCUCUCCUGAUGGAAGACCCUUCCUCUGGGCAGCUGUACAGAGCCAUGCUGGAAGCCAUACUCAACUCCCAGGAAGCUGAGACCACUGGACAACCUGACGGCCCCUCUGCAGAUUCUGGCGCUGGAUGAUGAAGAUUUUGAUGAUGAUGAUGAUGGAGUAGGCUGUAAUGAAGUCCCAAUGUCCCGCCACAAGAGGAAGGAAAGAUUAAAUAAAGCACUGUUGACCACUAUAUAGGGACCACUAAACAACUGUUGAGUUAAAUACUGUUUUCUGUGACAUUUUAGUGACAGAGUGCAUAGGUAGGAAGGCCCCCCUUGCAUACACCCACACACACACUUAUGAAGAAGUUUCACUUUCACUCACACAUGGAGCAUAAAGAACAUUGAUAAGAGAAUUGACAUUGUUUAAAGAAAAUAAGAAAAAUGAGAAUAAAUUAUUUGUGACUAUGGUUUAUUGAAAUGAAAAUUAAAGGUUGAAUACAGUUGAAGUUGGAAGUUUACAUACACCUUAGCCAAAUACAUUUAAACUCAGUUUUUCACAA
Salvelinus namaycush (lake trout) is the source of this 1493-nucleotide messenger RNA. RefSeq names its product protein asteroid homolog 1-like. NCBI's taxonomy places the organism in Eukaryota, Metazoa, Chordata, Actinopteri, Salmoniformes, Salmonidae. The record is from RefSeq and is a predicted model, not a curated record. The transcript has 5 exons. The coding region runs from base 1 to 1080 and encodes 359 amino acids.